CCUAAAAUGCAUUGUGUUUUGACUGUUUUCCAAGGCUGUUUUUACCAUUCUUCGCCAAUGAAAUGUUGAAUGUUGGGUUGUCUAAUUGUUAAAAAGAAAUUAAGUAUUUUCUGGGUGGAAGUAACCUAAUUUUUACUUGGUAAAGAAACAAACAUUGAAAAACUAGUGAAACAUGAAUCAAGCAAGUGGUUCUGGCAGUCAGGGAUCUACCAACGAAGAGCGUUUGAUUGAACUGGCCAAAAGUAAGCCCGAAGGAAUCUCAAAUGAAAAUAUAAAACAACAGAUACCCGACUUGCCACUUGAAGAACUCGCCGUUAUCAUUAAUAAAUGUUUGAAAAAUGGGUCAUUGGAAUUGUUUAAAACCAAGGAUAAGCUGUUAUAUAAAUACAAAGAUUCAUCCAAGAAAACUACAGUGAGAGGUGCCGACAAUGAAGAAAAAAUAGUGUAUAAAAUCAUUGAAGAAGCCGGAAAUAAAGGAAUUUGGAUAAGAGACAUUAGGUUUAAAUCAAAUUUGAAUAUGACACAGCUGAACAAAGUUUUGAAGAGUUUGGAAACAAAAAAACUGAUCAAGGCGGUUAAAUCUGUUUCGGCGAGCAAAAAAAAGGUGUACAUGUUGUAUGACUUGGAGGCAGAUAGCUCAGUAACGGGCGGAGCUUGGUAUCAAGAUCAAGAUUUCGAAUCCGAAUUUGUGGACGUUUUGAAUCAACAAUGUUACAGAUUUUUAAAACAAAAGUCUGAUGAAGCAAAUAGUAUGGGGGGAGGUCCGCUGUUGGCGCGGAAUCGAAGUUACGCCACUGCGAGUGACGUACACAAGUUUAUAUCGGAAUUAGGAAUUAGUAAAAUAUCGUUGUCGGUGGAUGACAUUGAAAGUAUAUUGUACACAGUUGUGUUGGAUAAUAACGCGGAAAGAAUUGUCGCUACGAAUGGUUCUUUUCUUUAUAGAGCAGUUAGUCACUUCGUACCUACUCCAGGAAUUGUAAAAACGACGUGUGGUAUAUGUCCGAUAGUGAACAGAUGUGCCGAUACGGGUCUUAUUAAUCCUAAAGUUUGUAAUUAUUUCACUGAAUGGCUUCAAUAAAUGUUGAACAUUUUGGAAA
Zophobas morio is the source of this 1097-nucleotide messenger RNA. RefSeq names its product DNA-directed RNA polymerase III subunit RPC6 (gene Polr3F). The record is from RefSeq and is a predicted model, not a curated record. The coding region runs from base 173 to 1078 and encodes 301 amino acids. The transcript has 3 exons. Gene Ontology annotation, biological process: transcription by RNA polymerase III. NCBI's taxonomy places the organism in Eukaryota, Metazoa, Arthropoda, Insecta, Coleoptera, Tenebrionidae. Gene Ontology annotation, cellular component: RNA polymerase III complex.